AUGACGGCUCGACCGUAUCAGCGUGCCCACCACCGCGAGAGCGACGAGAGUGAUGACGACGACGAGGACAACAGCAGCGACUGCCGGCAGCAGCGCGUCAGUCGAUCACAGCGAGCAGCUCAGCGGAGCAUGCAACUGCACGCGUUCCUGUGGAUGGCGGCCGCGGGCCUCGUCGCUUACGGCACCGACUUUAUCCGCGUUAUCGCGACUGACGCGCGCGUGAAAUGGGGCUUUUUCGAAAUAGCGCUCGGCUGCACGGGGGUCAACGUUUGUAUCACAGCGUACCUAGCCGUCUACUUGCCCUGUAUCAAGCGCAUUCAGUUGGACUGGAGCGUCUACUGCCCAAAGGUGAUCUCCGUUGGAACAGUGGCAGGAAGUGUGGCUGCCUUGAGCUACGUCUGCGCCUUUUGGCCGGUGUACGGCUUGUUCACGCCGGGACUGCUGGGACUGCUCUCGAUUGGGACCCUCAUGAUCGCGCACUUUGUGCCACCCAUUUAG
This is a messenger RNA of Hyaloperonospora brassicae, 498 nucleotides long. The record is from the annotation of a GenBank genome assembly. NCBI's taxonomy places the organism in Eukaryota, Oomycota, Peronosporomycetes, Peronosporales, Peronosporaceae.